Molecule: messenger RNA, 1645 nt
Organism: Strongylocentrotus purpuratus (purple sea urchin)
Lineage: Eukaryota; Metazoa; Echinodermata; Echinoidea; Camarodonta; Strongylocentrotidae
Product: cholinesterase 1-like
Exons: 8
Coding region: 1-1443 (480 amino acids)
Molecular function (GO): hydrolase activity
Source: RefSeq, a predicted model, not a curated record
AUGCAGGGUGUCCCAUUUGCCGAUCCUCCCGGUCGCUUUGAGCCACCCCAACCUAAAAGAAGAUGGUUCGGACAGUGGAAUGCUACUACAUACAGAACUGCCUGUCUUCAGACACCCGUCGCUUCCUUCUACUUUCCUGAUUUCAUGGAUGAAGACUGUCUGUAUCUCAACAUCUUUGUCCCAAACCCGAAGCCCCAUAAAGCAGCUGUUAUGUUAUGGAUCCAUGGAGGAGGGUUUGAAUCAGGAACAGCAUCUACUUACGACUUCUAUGGAGUGCCGCUUGUAGCAGUGGGUGAUGUCAUCAUUGUCACCAUUAAUUAUCGACUCGGUGUAUUCGGUUUCCUGUCAACUGAUGACGACAAAGCGACCGGGAAUUACGGGAUGCUUGACCAGGUUGCUGCUUUGUCGUGGGUCAAAAGUAAUAUUGAAGAGAGAGAGAGAGAAAGAAAGAGAGAGGGGGAGAGAGAUAUUUUAGAUUCUUGUUUUUAUAUUUCUUCUUUUUUGGUAGCUUUCGGAGGUGACAGUGAGAGGAUAACACUUUUCGGAGAAAGUGCUGGGGCUUCCAGCGUAAAUUUCCACAUGCUCUCUCAACUUAGCACCGGUAUUUUCCACCAAGCAAUUCUUCAGGUAUCAAUUUCCAUAUUAUUUCUGAGAUUUAGGGAUAGUAACAAAUUAUACAAUUCUUAUCUUUUAAUAAUUUGUUUAGGUGCUUCGGCGUUUUCCAACUUCGCUUAUCAACCAGAUAGAAGUGCAGAAAAGCGGUACGCAGAGGAAACCGGCGAAGAAUUGGGAUGUGAUUCAUCCUCUUCAAACGAACUAAUCGAGUGCCUGAAAGGAAUUAAUGCCAGACGACUACGAGCUGUGGCGGACAGGGUCUAUCCUGCGUACUCUGUCUCAGUAGAUAGGUACUUUCUCACCGACACACCGGCCAACCUGUAUAGAAGAGGCGAUGUCCAGCACCCUACGCUCCUAAUCGGGUUCAAUAAGGAUGAGGGCUCUAUCCGUGUCUUCGGUGAGAACCUAGCCUACGCAGGUUCAACGAAAGGACCACCAAUCAACAAGAGCAAUCCUGAGGAAUCCGUGAAGGCAUCAUCUGCCAAGUACGGCCUCGGCGAUUCCAUUCUGCAGGAAGCAAUGCUACAGGAAUAUACGGAUUGGGCUAAGGCGGAUGAUCCAGACGCGGAAUUUCUCGAUGAGCUCAUACAUUUCCAUGGUGACUUCGACUUUAUUUGUCCAACCAUAACAACGUCGAGAUUGCAUGCUGAAGCAGGAGACACAGUUUUUCAAUACUUCAUGACCCAUGAACCUAGCAUGAGUUACCUGCAGUACCGAAACCUUCUUCCGUCAACCCCAUGGCUCAAGGCAGGACAUACAGAAGACCUGACCUUUGUAGGGGUGUGCCCUUCAUCAAAGAAUUGGAUGAUGUCCAUGGGUAUAACAUGACUGCCGAGGAAAAGGCACUAAGCGUUACUAUCAUGGUGAUGUGGACUGACUUUGCUAAAACUGGGGUUCCUACUGCUAAAUGGCCACAUUUUACUAUUCCUGAACUUCAAUACCAAGAACUGUCACCAGCGAUGGGGAUGGGUAGAGCUGCAAGAGCACGACAAUGCCACUUCUGGAGCCCGUAUUUGCUGAAAUUAAAAAC